AUGGAAAAAUCCCAUCAUCUCUGGAACUGUCAACAUUCAGCUUUUCGGAUAAACCGCGCAAAUUCUGCAAUUCCGGCCUGGCUGGAUAUCAUCCAGGAAAAUGAUAACGGAAUAAAUUUCAUGCUCAUGUCAGAUCAUUGGGAUAAAAUUUUGGGUCAUGAACAUUUCUCCAACCCACAAUCCACAUUGAAACUGACCGGUUAUGAUGGAAUUGGUCAUGAGAAUUUGGAAAAUUUGAAUUCCAAACAAAUUCAGAUGAACAAUGUUAAAGAUGAGCAAGGUUUCAAUUUGUUGGUAAAGAAGUGGAUUUUCGGAGGAUUCGCUGAUACAUUCGAAUGGCUAAUUGUUACCAAUGUCACACGACCACUGAAAACCGAAAAGUUACUUUUGGAUAUAAAAAUUCGAGGAUUGGAUGGAAGCAUUUUUGAAGAAGCAACCAACGAAAUCCAAACCAACGACUCGGCUGAAUAUUUUCUCAUUUUCGGCGAGAACGGAAAACUGGGAAUUUUUUGUGGAAUCGACAAUUUCGCCAAAUUCACAGUAGUCAAUCAGAAAUUGUUGGAGCUCAUUCCAAAUCUGGAAAUUUGUCUGAAAAAUCUGAAAAUUUGA
Molecule: messenger RNA, 609 nt
Organism: Caenorhabditis briggsae
Lineage: Eukaryota; Metazoa; Nematoda; Chromadorea; Rhabditida; Rhabditidae
Exons: 5
Coding region: 1-609 (202 amino acids)
Source: RefSeq, a predicted model, not a curated record